Messenger RNA from Trichosporon asahii var. asahii CBS 2479, 480 nucleotides. RefSeq names its product carbohydrate-binding module family 13 protein. The transcript is spliced from 4 exons. NCBI's taxonomy places the organism in Eukaryota, Fungi, Basidiomycota, Tremellomycetes, Trichosporonales, Trichosporonaceae. Bases 1 to 480 code for a protein of 159 amino acids. The record is from RefSeq and is a predicted model, not a curated record.
AUGUUCACAAACCUCCUUCUCGCUCUCGUCACCGCCGUUCCGGCCCUCGCCGACAACCAAAUUAAGCCAAAGAACACCGAUUCCGACCUCUGCAUCGAUAACACCAACGGGGUUCUGAUCGAUGGUAACCCUCUGCAGGUCUGGACCUGCUACCGCGGCAACACAAACCAAGGCUGGGCCUUCAACCAGGACCCUGCCGCUCCCACCCAGUUUAAGAUGGGCACAACUGGGAGAUGCAUCGGUGUCGCUUGGCCUACGAGCGGAAAUCUCUUGGAUGCCCCCGUCGUGCUGGCCCCCUGCACUGGACCCGGGUACAGGACCUGGUUCUACCGUACUGGUGACUACAUGUGUAUCCUUGGCACGAACUACUGCGUCCAGCUCGAUGAGGAGUGCCCCGACGACGGCACCAACCUCAAGAUCGCUCUCAAGACGACCCCGCCUGCGCUCCAAUUCUUCGACUACACAACUCCCGCCAACUGA